Molecule: messenger RNA, 906 nt
Organism: Daucus carota subsp. sativus
Lineage: Eukaryota; Viridiplantae; Streptophyta; Magnoliopsida; Apiales; Apiaceae
Product: transmembrane emp24 domain-containing protein p24delta9-like
Exons: 4
Coding region: 154-789 (211 amino acids)
Biological process (GO): intracellular protein transport; Golgi organization; endoplasmic reticulum to Golgi vesicle-mediated transport
Cellular component (GO): endoplasmic reticulum-Golgi intermediate compartment; Golgi apparatus; COPII-coated ER to Golgi transport vesicle
Source: RefSeq, a predicted model, not a curated record
ACUUUGGUGAUGUCAGUUAUCUUUUGGCGGAAAAAUUAACAACCAGAUCCUGAGACCAUGCACAGGGAAGAUAUUCAUUCUUCUCCAUACUUUUUCACUUUUAAUUCUGUGAUCUGAUUUACAAACCCUGGGACUAAUUUUGAUCUAUAGGCAAUGUGGAGAUUUAAAACAAUCAUAAGUCUUGUGAUUCUUAUAUCCUGGUGGUCGCCAAUGGCGUGGGCAAUGCGGUUUGAUCUGAAAUCAGGAAGCACAAAGUGCAUAACAGAAGAGAUCAAGAGCAGUGCCAUGACUGUUGGAAAAUACACUGUCAUUUCCGAUAUCAAGCCCACGCAGGAGUCCCAUAAAAUUACUAUUCGGGUGACUUCGCCGCAUGGGAACAACUAUCACUAUUCAGAUCAUGUGGAUUCAGGGACUUUCGCCUUUACAGCGGCUGAAACGGGUGAUUAUAUGGCUUGUUUUUGGGCACCUGAUCAUAAGCCACCGGUCACUCUCUCAGUAGACUUCGACUGGAAAUCAGGCGUUGCUGCAAAAGAUUGGUCCAAGGUUGCUAAGAAAGGACAAGUUGAUGUCAUGGAAGUUGAACUCAAGAAAUUGUAUGAUACGGUGACAUCCAUUCAUGACGAGAUGUUCUAUCUCCGUGAAAGGGAGGAAGAAAUGCAAGCACUUAACCGAUCAACAAAUUCGAAUAUGGCAACUUUUAGUUUUCUAUCACUCUUGGUCUGCUUGUCAGUAGCUGGAUUGCAACUAUGGCAUCUGAAGACAUUUUUUGAGAGGAAGAAGCUUCUUUAGUUUUACAUCUAACCAGAACAUUUUGGUUCUAAGCCUUCAGUUCCUGUACUGUAAUGUUGAGGGGUUUUGACUGACUUUUUAUAACAAUUUUGAAGCUAAAAUCAUAAUAGCACAUCU